AUGGAGAGUUGUGAGAGCACACCUCCCCUUCCAAAAGAGCCAGCCAGCGCCGACAUGAACGUGGAGUGCCCUUCUUGUCCCCCACCACUGCCGCCCAACGAACAGCCUCCACCACCUCCCCUGCAAACGUCCAGUGACGCAGAGGUAAUGGACGUUAGCUCCGGUGGUGAUGGACAGUCAGAUAGCCCUGCUGGGGACGCCCACGCUGUCAACCGGAGCCCGCUCCUCACCAAGGGAUCUUCGUGCUACCAAAGUCGUCUUAUCAUAGAUCCUCAUAGCGACCAAAGCCCAAGGACCGCUCGCCACGCGCCCUCAGUUAGGAAAUUCACUCCCGAUCUUAAGUUGCUUAAAGACGUAAAGGUUAGCGUUAAUUUUACAGAGAGCUGCAGAAGUAAAGACAGGAGAGUGCUGUACACUGGAGCCGAGCCAGAUUAUGAGGCGGAGGCGGUUUUAGGGGCGCACGGUGUCAAUGGGGACGUGCAUGCUUGUCCUCUCGGUGGGGGUAGUGGCGGCCCCACGGCUCAGGUAGCCGGUGACAACGAGGACACCAAGGAUGAGGACAACGAGGUAGAUCAGGAAAAGCGAGUGGAAUAUGCAGUGUUGGAUGAUUUAGAAGAUUUUACAGACAAUUUGAUGGAAAUAGAUGAAGCAGCAGGGUUUACACCUAAGGCCAUCGUUCAGCAAGACAAAGUGGACGAAGAAACCUUGAACUAUUCUUACGAGGAUGAAUUUGAUAAUGACGUGGACGCUCUCCUGGAAGAGGGCCUUUGCGUUCCCAAAAAAAGGAGGAUGGAUGAGAAAUACAGAGGGGAAAGCGACCAUCAGUCGGACGGAGAAACAACUGUGCAGCCCAUGAUGACCAAAAUCAAAACUGUUCUUAAAAGUCGUGGUCGCCCUCCUACAGAACCGUUGCCUGAUGGAUGGAUCAUGACAUUCCACAACUCGGGCAUCCCAGUGUACCUGCACAGAGAAUCUCGGGUGGUCACCUGGUCCAGACCUUAUUUCUUGGGAACAGGAAGCAUACGGAAGAUCUUUGUGGUCCUUUCCAGCUCUGUUACUCUAUUAAUUUUUUUCUUGUUUAACUGCAGCUCUGAUGAAAGGGACAUAAGUACGAAUCUCUCUUUGAUCUUUCCAUCCGCAGUUGGUCCUUGACUUAACGACCGCAUUACGAUCCUAAGCCCUGGUGUCCGUCAAUCGGGUCACUCGCCGAUUGACCCGAUUGACCCAGUUGCCGUCUCGCUUGGGAAGGAGCAGGGCGCGAUUACGGUUGCUUUGUUUUCAGAUAUCGAGGAUUUCCGACACUACCUGGAGAAAUGUUUUGAUUUCGAGCAAGUCACGGUGAAGAAAUUCCGAACGUGGGCGGAGCGACGGCAGUUCAACCGGGAGAUGAAGAGGAAGCAAGCAGAGUCUGAAAGGCCCAUUUUGCCAGCCAAUCAGAAGCUGAUCACGUUGUCUGUCCAAGACGCGCCCACCAAGAAAGAGUUUGUUAUUAAUCCCAAUGGGAAGUCUGAAGUUUGUAUCCUUCAUGAAUAUAUGCAACGCGUCUUGAAAGUACGACCUGUUUACAAUUUCUUUGAAUGUGAGAACCCAAGUGAGCCUUUUGGAGCAUCCGUUAUUAUUGAUGGAGUGACUUACGGAGCAGGGACUGCCAGUAGCAAAAAACUUGCCAAGAAUAAAGCUGCCCGAGCUACUCUGGAAAUCCUCAUCCCUGAUUUUGUUAAGCAGACAUCUGAGGAGAAGCCCAAAGAUAGUGAGGAGUUAGAGUAUUUUAACCAUAUCAGUAUUGAGGACUCGCGGGUAUACGAACUGACCAGUAAAGCUGGGCUCCUGUCUCCAUAUCAGAUCCUUCAUGAGUGCCUUAAAAGAAACCACGGCAUGGGUGAUACAUCUAUAAAAUUUGAAGUGAUUCCUGGCAAGAAUCAGAAGAGCGAAUACGUUAUGACCUGUGGGAAACACACUGUGCGGGGCUGGUGUAAAAACAAAAGAGUUGGAAAACAAUUGGCUUCCCAGAAAAUCCUUCAGCUGCUUCACCCGCAUGUGAAAAACUGGGGUUCUUUAUUGCGCAUGUAUGGCAGAGAGAGCAGUAAGAUGGUUAAGCAGGAAACCUCUGACAAAAGUGUGGUAGAGCUUCAGCAGUAUGCCAAAAAGAACAAGCCAAAUCUGCACAUUCUGAACAAGUUACAAGAGGAGAUGAAAAAGUUAGCACAAGAAAGGGAGGAAACACGAAAGAAACCCAAGAUGACCAUUGUAGAGUCUGCUCAGCCUGGCAGCGAGCCCCUCUGUACUGUUGAUGUGUAAGGGGAAAGAUUAGGAAUUGGAGCAAUAAAACAAGUGGCGAAAGCUA
Molecule: messenger RNA, 2344 nt
Organism: Protobothrops mucrosquamatus (brown spotted pit viper)
Lineage: Eukaryota; Metazoa; Chordata; Lepidosauria; Squamata; Viperidae
Gene: DGCR8
Product: DGCR8 microprocessor complex subunit
Biological process (GO): primary miRNA processing
Cellular component (GO): microprocessor complex
Molecular function (GO): double-stranded RNA binding; primary miRNA binding; heme binding
Source: RefSeq, a predicted model, not a curated record